Molecule: messenger RNA, 1708 nt
Organism: Topomyia yanbarensis
Lineage: Eukaryota; Metazoa; Arthropoda; Insecta; Diptera; Culicidae
Product: acidic amino acid decarboxylase GADL1
Exons: 5
Coding region: 196-1653 (485 amino acids)
Biological process (GO): carboxylic acid metabolic process
Cellular component (GO): cytoplasm
Molecular function (GO): carboxy-lyase activity; pyridoxal phosphate binding
Source: RefSeq, a predicted model, not a curated record
CGAAGCCGGUUGCGCUCAAUUCCAAAGCUAGUCCCGUUAGUUAUUGUGCUUUUACAAACACGGUUCGUUCUCGAUUGGGCCAAAACUGGUAACUGGACCAGUCAAAGGGCUAUUCAGUGCGUUUUUGGUUCCAUUAGAAUAAAUCUACAAGAAAUUAACUCCAGACCGAUCUUGCUUCUGGCGUUUCAAGAUAGGAUGAGUGACGAAUGGGACCUUUUAUCACGAGUGCCAAAGUUGCUGGAAGAACAUCAUUUCAUUCGGACAUGUGACGAGGAACCUGUAGUCCGGUUCGAAUAUCCGGAUGACCUCAAGAAUUUAAUUGACUUUACAAUAGACAAUCCGGAACCACGCGAACAGUCUGAAAUCGAGCGAUUGAUUAAGGAUAUACUGCACUUUUCAGUUAAGACUGGUCAUAAAAAUUUCCACAAUCAACUUUUUGCUGGUGUUGACCCGUAUGGUUUGGUCGGCAGUUGGAUUACCGACGCAUUGAACACAAGCCAAUACACUUUCGAAGUUGGUCCCGUUUUUACGCUGAUUGAGGAUGCUCUGAUUGGAAAAUGUCUUCAAUUGUUUGGUUUCAAGGACGGGGAUGGAGUAUUAUCGCCAGGAGGAUCGCUAUCCAACAUGUACGCCAUGGUCGCUGCCAGAUUCAAUGCAUUGCCGGAUGUUAAGCGUACUGGGCUUGCCAACCAACCCGUGCUAGUGGCUUUCUCUUCUGAAGAAGCUCAUUACAGUAUUAAAAAAGCCGUUCACUGGCUUGGCAUAGGAAUAGACAAUCUAGUUCUCGUGCAAACAGAUGCUCGGGGAAGAAUGAUUCCCGAUGAGCUAGACAAAUCCAUUCAAUCCGUCUUGCGUUCUGGUCGCAAACCAUUCUUUGUGAACACAACUGGAGGAACAACUGUACUAGGAGCGUUCGACCCAUUCCACGCCGUAGCGGACAUCUGCCAAAAAUACAAACUCUGGAUGCACGUCGAUUGCUGCCUGGGAGGCACUGCAAUUCUGUCGCCCAAACACUCCCAUUUACUGGCUGGUGUUGAACGAGCCGAUUCAAUUGCCUGGAAUCCUCACAAAACACUGGGAGCUCCACUGCAAUGUUCAAUAUUUCUGCUCAAGCACAAAGGGUUACUGCAUCAAUGCAACUCGGCCAAUGCAGCCUACCUAUUUCAGCAAGAUAAAUUCUACGACGUGUCGUAUGAUACCGGAGAUAAGAGUGUCCAAUGUGGCAGGAAAGUGGAUGCAUUCAAGAUAUGGCUCAUGUUCAAAGCUCGCGGGACCAUUGGCCUAUCUGAGUCGGUGGAUAAUGCCUUCGAUUGUGCACAUUUUUUCACGGAACAGAUCAAAUCAAAACAGGGGUUCCGAUUGGUCAUAGACGAUCAUCAGUACACCAACGUCAGUUUUUGGUACAUACCGUCGAACAUGCGAGUUGCGGAGUGUCAACAGGAUGCUUCCUGGUGGAGUCGGAUCUAUGAAAUUACUGCACUAAUUAAAGAGAAAAUGGUUAAACGGGGAUCGGUGCUUAUUGGAUUUGUCCCACUGCCCAAUAAAAAGAUUGGGAACUUUUUCCGCAUGGUCGUAACCUGUCAUCCGAAACCAACAUACGAAUCGAUGCAGUUCGUCAUUAAUGAAAUUGCCACAGUUGGUGAAAUGAUUUGAAAAGGUGUAAUUUUCUCAUAAAUCGUUCAUAAUGUGGAACGAAAAUAGACUAAUA